AUCAAUAGUUUUAGGUAUCAUUUUUAGAUUACGAAUUACAGUUAUCAUUUAGAUUACGAACUAUGCGCGUUUGCACAUGCGCGUUGCCCUUAGUCACAAAGCGUGCUUCAAUCAAAGCUGAGAUGCGCAAAAUGAAUACAAGUUCAUUGAAAGAUGUUUACGUUUUUCUAACCUACAAAUUUUCGAUAAACACCAAAUAAUCUAUUACGCAUGGAAAGUUAAUAUACAGUUUUUUAAAUAUUUAUUUAAAAAGUUUCAAAAUGAUGGAUAAUACCCCAAUUUUAAAACGACCUAAGCCGACUGAUAGCGAAGAAGAAUUAUUUCGAAUGCAAGAAGAAUUUUUGAAGAAUAAACAACAACCUUCUGCGAAAGUAAUUAAUUUACGAGGAACAAAAUUUUUAGGUUCUAAUUCUACUGAAAUAGCUAAAAAUCAGAUUUCUACUGGUAAAGUAAGAUCAAAAUUUUCUGAACUAAAGAGACUUAAGACACAAGAUAGAGUUUCCACUUCACAAAUUGGUGGUGAUGUUAUAAAUCCUGUAAUUAAAGAUGAAACUGAAAAAAGGUUGAAAGAUGGACCACAGGAAUAUGUUCAAAAUGUUCCAAUAUCACCAUGCAAUAUAAUAUUAGGAAAUAUUAUUGAAAAAAAAUAUGAUACAAACAAAUAUGAAUUUGACAAACAACAACCUUUUCAUUUAGACUCAGGUUUUCCUGAAGUUUUUAGUUCUUCACACAUGAUGAGUAAUGAUAAUCAAAGCUUAUUUUGGCAACAAAUUUCUUCUAAAGAACAUAUUACUAAUAAAAUAGAAAAACCUGAAUUCUCAGAAUCUGUAAAUAAUGUUGAUAACAGUGUUGUUAUAGAUGGAUCAUGGGCACUUGAGAUACAUAAAGAAAAUUUAGAACGAUUAAAUCAAAUGAGUCGAGAAGAAAUAUUGAAAGAGAAAAGUAAACUUGAAAUGACUCUUAAACCAGAGUUAAUACAAUUUUUAAAAGAUAGAAGAAAUAAAAAACAAAAAAUGAAUAAAAAUCAACAAGAGCAUGAAAAUUUACAUGUCCCUAUGGAAGAUGAAAAUACAACAUCUACAAAUGAAAGGAAAAUAAUUUCAGAAGCUUCUGAUAAAGUUAAUGAUGAUUCAUUCAAAAAUGAAGGUAUUAUGCCAAUGCAAGUAGAUAAACCAGAACAAAGUAUACCUAAACCUUCUAUGGAAUUGAUGGUACAAGCUAAAGAAAAAGGUUGGGUGCAUAUGGACUCUUUGGAACCUGAAAAAUUGAAAUGGAUGGAAGAUUUAUCUAUGGAGAAAAAGGAUGAUCCUGCUCCAGAUGAACCAUAUAAUGCUCGUUUUGACUUUAAUGGUUUAUUGUUAGCAUACAAGGAUGAAAGUGUGUCAGUUGUAAAAGGUCUUCAUCAUCAUGGAGAAGAACCUGAUCGUCCAGGUUAUUCUCUACAAGAAUUAUUACAACUAAGUCGAUCAUCUGCACAACAACAGCGUUGCACAGCUCUUACAACAAUAGCAAAUAUUAUAGAAAAAAGUCAUAAAGGGUGGUAUGACAAAGUAUUACAACCAGCUCCACUGACUACACUGAGUCAAAGAAAUCUUCUACUAUUACUAAGAUUUUCCUUGGAUGAUACUUCAACAGCUGUAGUUACAGCAACUUUACAAGCACUUAGAUCUUUCUUAUAUAGUGAAGCAGAUGAAGUCUGUUUGGAUAGAUUAUAUGGUUUCCAAAACUAUAAAGAACCUAUAUUGUCAGUCCCAAAAACUGAUGUUACUGAUAUAAGUAAUUUAAAAGAUCACGAGCUGGCACAAUUAGAUGCGAUUGCUGCUUUGUUGAGAACAGAUAUACUUUUAAGGAUUAGAUAUAUUUUAAGUGAAUUACGGCCACCACCUGUUGGAGUAACGUGUGCGUUAGAGAUAUUAGUUAGACUUGUAAGACAUUCACAUAUUACUGCAUUAAAUAUUACAAAUACCCCAUAUUUAUUAGAAACCAUAAUUGAACACUUUAUACCAUUAUCUGCAGAUGCAUUAGUAAUGGUAGAUACCAUAAAUAAUGUUUAUGGAGUACCUUUAGUUGCUGCAGUCAGAUUCUGUCGGAUCCUACUUUGCUAUGGAGGAAAAUCUGUUGCACGGAAAUUAAAUAAUUUAAAAAUUGUACAACGUAUUAUAUCAUAUAUCAGUUGUGAUGCGGGAAAAGGAAGUUUCAAUCUAAGCAUUGAAAGUUUGCGAUUAUGGAAAACAUUACUACUUAAUGAAGAAGCAGAGGAUAGUCUGACUGGAGCACAGUUAAUUCUUAUAUCACAGUUACAACUUUUAUUGGCUCAUCACGACCUUCAAAAUGCAUCUGAGUUAUCUUGUGAAUACGCAGCAGCUUUAAUAGCUGUUGCAAGUUGUCUGACACCUUUAAAAGUUAAUAUAUCAGUCUUACUGACUAAAUGGAGCACUCAGUUGUUAUCCUUAAAUAACAUAACGUGGGGUACUACAAAACUCAUUGCAGAAACGUUACUGGCAGUUAGCGAUAAUACAGCGACUAAAACAUUGAUUGUAUCUCGGUCAGAGGUAUUCUCUAAACUUUGCUCAACUUCAAAUUUAUUAAGUGAUUGCUCUCCAGCUACUGAACGUGUGCCUUCUUCCUUACCUUAUUUGGGUGUUUUGACUCAUGAUGGACAAUUACAACCUAUAGUAUCUCAACAAUCUUGUUUACCUUUUCUAGCAACUGUUUUGAAUGUAUUUGUUAAUCAUUCUUUUGAAGACGAAAUUUUGAGAAUUCUUAAUCUACCACAAUUACAUAAAUACUUAAAGAAAUUAGAUACAACAGUUUGGUGUUUAGAAAACUCUUGGUAUACCAGGUCAGAAUUAUUAUUUUUAGUUGGUAUAGUAAAUGCAACUUCUCUCGUUAAAAAUAGAUUGGAUAAUAAUACGAGUCAUACCAUAUGGAAAAUCGCUGUUAAACUUGUAUCAUCUUUACCUGCCGAUUUUUCAUCUGAUACAAAAAGUAUGCUCCGAGCUGUAUUAUCUGAACAGAAAUUAAAUUUAGAAAUAGCAACGAGCGAAUUUGAAAAGUUACAAUUAAAUUCAAACAUCGAAAAUAUGAAAGUAAAUUUAUUCCAUAAUGUAGCUAGUUUAUAUGAACAAUAUGUUGCAUCAAAUGGCGAAUGGAAUCAAGCAGCAAUGCCUAAAGACUGGCUUUACUUACCCAUAGUGCACGUUUACACAAAAUGUAGAAAUAGUGAUACAUGUGACGAUAACGAUAAAACUUCGAUCUUAACUGUAUUAAGUUUAGAAUUAGUAUUACCUGAUUUGGUUGAAAAAUUAUCACAAAGCUUACGAUUUAGCAGAUUGGUACUAGCAUAUUUGUGUGACACGUUGUAUUUAAACAACGAUGUUUCUAUUUUACUUACUAGAGCUGUUUCAACUUUAUUGAAAGAUAAUUAUAAGAAACUUAACUUUUCAGUAGAUUUACCAGGACUUCAUUCGUUUACUGAUUUAUUUACUGCCAUGUGCGAACAUUUUUGUUCAACUUCAUAUGGUGAUUAUGGCUUCUCAAUGGUUUUGUUAGUACCGAUUGCGCAAAGGCAUGAUGUCCAUUACAGAAAACUGUUAUGGUCAGAACACGCAGGUUUGCUUCGAUAUCUCAGAUUACCUGUGGAAAAAUUAGGUAUUCCGCUAAAGGAAUAUUUCUAUCCCCUCGAAGAAGAUACGUCUUUAAUAGAAAGUUACUUAACAGCGCUUGUUAGGGGAAUAGUUAAACAAGCUUGGUGUCCUAUUCCUUAUGCAAUAGCUGUACACCACUCUGCAAUGUAUUUAAAACAGUCGAACAAGAUGGCAGUACGAAUGAGAACACAGCUGGAAAAAAUACCUAACAAGGGUCUAGCUGCUCUGUUAUUAAAUUAUAAUCCGCCUACGUUAUAAAGUAAUUCAUAAAACCUUCAGAUUUUGAUAAAAGAGUAAAAUUAAUGAUAGUUUUAUAACUUGAAAUGUAUUACAACAGAACAUUAACAGAAAUCUAUAUUCUGUAAUUACAAUAUGAAUUUUAUUUUCACAUGUCUCUUUAUCCAAUAAGUUCUUUAACUUAAAGUAUCAAAUAAGUUGAGGAUUAAAUAAUUUAUUUCAGUCAGUAGUAAAACGUACAUGUAUUAAUUAGG
Messenger RNA from Megachile rotundata (alfalfa leafcutting bee), 4138 nucleotides. Its product is annotated as RNA polymerase II-associated protein 1. Lineage: Eukaryota; Metazoa; Arthropoda; Insecta; Hymenoptera; Megachilidae. The record is from RefSeq and is a predicted model, not a curated record. Gene Ontology annotation, biological process: transcription by RNA polymerase II.